Molecule: messenger RNA, 1202 nt
Organism: Papilio xuthus (Asian swallowtail)
Lineage: Eukaryota; Metazoa; Arthropoda; Insecta; Lepidoptera; Papilionidae
Product: protein rolling stone
Exons: 4
Coding region: 209-1051 (280 amino acids)
Cellular component (GO): membrane
Source: RefSeq, a predicted model, not a curated record
CUUAUGAUUAACUGUUUUUCAACGAUUAUUAUUUAAUACAAUUCCCUGUAUCAUAUCACACACGCCCUUUCGUAACGAAACCAACGCGAUUUAUUUUGGCACUGUAAUCGAUGUGAGUCAAGCCGAUAACAUACGUGCGACUCCGCGUCCUAUCUCAUAGUAAAGAUACCGUAGUAGUAAUUGACAAGCUUGUGCUGUGUACAACAAAAUGAGUGCUGCAAGGAGUUAUUUCAAAGAAGAGGGCCAGCUGAGUAUGCUCGGGUUGGAAUGCUCGAAACCUUCGUGUUUCUAUCUGAGCGCUUGGCAGAGAAACCGCUCGACAACACCGCUGCUCAUUUGGCGCACGCUCCUGUUCCUAACGUCGUUCGGCAUUCUGCUCAGUUCAAUGGUAAUGUACGGCCUCCAGGGAAAGUUUGGCUUCUGGUUCAUCUAUCUGACGCACUGGGGACUCACUCUCAAUACAGUCGCGACGGCGAUGUCAGCUGCUGUUUCAGCGCGAUGUUACUUCUAUGGACCAAUCGGCGCUGAGUUUGCAUUACCGUGGUAUGUAAAAAGUUACUGGGUCUUCUAUAACAGCGCAGUACCCAUCGCCUUUCUUAUAACGGUAUUUUAUUGGACCAUACUAUACGAAGCGGGUUUUGAAGAGGAGUUAAACCAUGGUCUGGACGUGGCGGUCCAUGGUUUGAAUUCACUAGUGAUGUUCCUCCUACUGGUAUCGGCGUCCCAUCCCUCAAGGCUAUUUCAUAUGUACCAACCUGUAAUCUUUGGGUUAACGUACGCAGUUUUUGGUGCUGUAUAUUAUUUUGCUGGUGGUGUAGACGCAAAUGGAAACACAUGGAUAUACCCGGUGGUUAACUGGGCACAGCCGGGUUCAACAAUGGCGAUGGUGGCGAUUACAGGAUUGCUGCUCAUAGUUCUGCAUCUCGCGGUUGUGGGGCUGGCGUUAAUACGUGAUGCUAUCGCCGCAAGAGUUAUCAGACGCUCCGUUAUCACGCACAUAGAAGAAGGAAUGCCAUUACGAACUCCAACGAACCAGCAAACAAUAACAUAGGCAAGACAUUCUAGCUUGUUUAGAACCAGCUUGUUAGUUUAGAUCCAUUUGAUUCUGGUAAAGCAUGUCACAAUGGACUAGUUAGUAUAUUGAUUUGAUAUUAUUGCUACAAAUCAAGUUAUAUUUAGGGUGAGUUUCCACUUUAUUACAA